Messenger RNA from Sander lucioperca (pikeperch), 1508 nucleotides. RefSeq names its product ring finger protein 126 (gene rnf126). The transcript has 9 exons. Gene Ontology annotation, molecular function: ubiquitin protein ligase activity. Gene Ontology annotation, cellular component: cytoplasm. Bases 98 to 1036 code for a protein of 312 amino acids. Lineage: Eukaryota; Metazoa; Chordata; Actinopteri; Perciformes; Percidae. Gene Ontology annotation, biological process: protein ubiquitination. The record is from RefSeq and is a predicted model, not a curated record.
UUUCCGUUUCCACCGUGUCUUUCCCGUUGCAAACGUCAAGUUUUGUUGUGUCCCUUGUUGCUACCCGUCCGUUUCUUACGAAGCCUCCUGCUUAGAAAUGGCUGAAGCUCCGCCACGGCCCUACCGGUUUUUUUGUCACCGGUGUUCAGCAGAGAUUAGUCCGCGUUUACCGGACUACACCUGUCCACGCUGUGAAUCUGGUUUCAUUGAGGAACUGCCUGAGGAAAGAAGUAGUACUGAAAAUGGGUCCGCAUCCACGUCCUCCUUCAGUGAUCAGAACCGCCCAGCCUUUGAGAGCAUGGAUCACCAACACUUGUUCACAUUUCCCUCGGGGUACGGUCCGUUCGCCCUUGGCAUUUUUGAGGAGAACUUCGACCUUCGAACGCAGCUACCCACAGAGGACAACCGAGAGACAGAAAACAGGAGGGAAAGGGAAAUGGCAUCACGGCAAAGAUACAGCGCACGGCAACCGCGCGGUCGACAUGUUCCUCGACGACAGGGUACACGCCAUGAAGGAGUGCCCACAUUAGAAGGAAUUAUCCAGCAGCUAGUAAAUGGAAUCAUUGCACCUACAGCCAUGCCAAAUAUGGGGAUGGGACCAUGGGGUAUGCUACAUUCCAAUCCAAUGGACUACGCCUGGGGUGCCAAUGGUCUUGAUGCUAUCAUUACACAGUUAUUGAACCAGUUUGAAAACACAGGUCCCCCUCCUGCAGACAGAGAAAGGAUAAAGAGUUUACCCACCAUUACCAUUACAGAGGAACAUGUGGGUGCUGGUUUAGAGUGUCCUGUGUGCAAAGAAGACUACAGCGUUCAGGAGACUGUUAGACAACUGCCAUGUAAUCAUUUGUUUCACAAUGACUGUAUAGUACCGUGGCUGGAACAGCACGAUACGUGUCCUGUGUGCAGGAAGAGUCUUAGCGGUCAGAACACAGCCACGGACCCACCAGGGUUAUCAGGAAUGAACUUCUCUCCCUCGUCCUCCUCCUCUUCCUCCCCCAGCUCACCUAGCAAUGAGAAUGCUGCCAGAAACUCAUAGAUUUUCACCGUCACCUCACAGCUGAAAACCUCACAACGUACGUCACACCCAACGGCUCUGUGCUGAAACCAGUCAAACUGUCUCAAUUCUAGGGGGCGAUAUGAGUCGAGCUGAACUCUGAAUCUGUCGCAGACUUGAAGUCGUCAUUCCUCCCCCUGUACUGAACGGACACUGGGUCCAGCUCCUGCUGUUGUUGCAGACUCUUUGAGGAGGUGGGACUGGGCAGUUUUGGAGGAUCCAGAAAGGCUGUGAAUAAUAGUAAAGUGGUAUUGUGACCAGAACUGGAGCAGAGUUUAAGCCAGAGUGGACUGCUUUUUGAUGGAGACAUGUCUUUGCCACGAGGCUGAGGCACAUUUUAUAUUGAAAAGACAGAAUGCUCUUUUUUUAAAACAUAGCCUGGUGCAGAGUCCAUAGAUGUGUAGAUAGAGAAUUCAUUUUGAACGGUCGGCCACUGUACAGCUAGGGGAUCAAA